Molecule: messenger RNA, 2364 nt
Organism: Prosopis cineraria
Lineage: Eukaryota; Viridiplantae; Streptophyta; Magnoliopsida; Fabales; Fabaceae
Product: protein THALLO
Exons: 17
Coding region: 191-2161 (656 amino acids)
Biological process (GO): maturation of SSU-rRNA from tricistronic rRNA transcript (SSU-rRNA, 5.8S rRNA, LSU-rRNA)
Cellular component (GO): nucleolus; small-subunit processome
Source: RefSeq, a predicted model, not a curated record
UCGUCGCUUCCGUUCUUCUCUCUAAUUUAGCGGGCAGCCUCCAACGGGCCUUGAACUCUCAACUCUCAAGUCGCAAUAGCACCACUGUUGGCUGUGAAGCUGCCUCCGGCCGCCAUCGACACCGUCCUUACCCUCCACCGACUUCACCUUCAGCAUUAGUGACAUAUUAGAGUUGAUUGAGUGAUUAGGUAUGGGAAAGAAAGGAAGAAGCCAUCACAAAAAUGAGAAAAGGAAGGGCAAGACAAGUUCCCAAUAUGAUGAUGCACUUUUAACCGAUGACAUGCACGACGAAAUUGAUGCCUUUCAUAAGCAAAGGGAUAUUGUCCCUCUUGACAUAAAUGACGAUGUUGGAGAGUCAGACGAGGAUGAAGAACUUCCCGUUUUUGAUUUGAAGGGUUCUGAUGAUGAUGCUGAUGAUGAUGAUAUUGAUGAUGCUGGUGAUUAUGUAAAUGAUGACAUGACUAAAAAAAUUAUCAGGCAAAGCAGAUAUUUGCGUGCAAAAUUUGGUGGAGGUGAGGAUGAAAUGCAUUAUGAUGAAGAAGAAGAAGAAGAUGAUGAUGAUGAUGAUAAACCCAUCCUAGUUGGAAAGCAUUUGCGACAUGGUGCUGAUAAUCGUCAUUUUGAGCUUCAAUCAAGUGAUGAUGAGGCCCUAAAAGAAGAGGAAGAAUUAGCGAAACAGUUGCAAAGAGAGAGGGCAAAAUUUUAUACUGAGGAAGACUAUGAUCUCGUGGGUUUGAAGGACUCAUCUUUUAAAGGAAAGGACUCGGCAGAACUGCUGAUGCUAGAAGAUUCAGAUAAAAUUUACAAGGUUGAAGAUUUGAAUGCAUUAUCAAAAGAUGAGCAAAUGGAUGUGCUGAAUAGGUCUUAUCCAGAAUUGGUCUUUUGGUUGUCAGAACUAAAUGACGCACAUGAUCAGCUUGAAUGCAAUAUAAAGCCAUUGUUAAGCAAGGUUAAAGAUGGGAAAAUUGCUACAGAAGGAGUUAGUUAUUUUGAGUUGAAGAAGGUUCUGUUGUUACUCUAUUGCCAAGCUAUAACUUUCUAUCUUCUCAUCAAAUCUGAAGGGAAGCCAGUGCAUGAACAUCCUGUGAUGGCUCGCCUAGAAGAGAUAAAGAAAUUAUUGGAUCGGAUAGAAAAACUGGAUGCAAAGCUUCCGAUCACAUUUGACGACAUUGUUGAAGAAAGUCAAGGUUUGAAAAAGGCAUUAAGUUUGGGUGAUAUAAAUGCUGCAAUGGCUGAUUCCUUUGUGGAAAGCCAUGAACUGCCUCUUGCCUCUGAUGUGUUGCUAAAAGAAACAGUGUCCCAUGAGGUAGUCAAGAUGCAAAAGGUGGAUUCCUCUAAGAAUAAUGUGAAUGAAGAAAGAAAACAAAAGCACGAGCAUAAGAAGGAUCACAUUGGUGUGCAGAGUUCCGAAAUGUUGAAGAUCAGAGCAUCCCUCGAGGAAAAAUUGAAACAGAAGGGUUUCUACAGUUCCAUUGCUCCAAAGACUAAUAGUGCCCAAAAACGUUCCAGACCAAUAAAUGGGCUUGAAACUUAUGAUGAUUUUGAUGAUGACAAUGUGAAUGUUGAGAGAGCAGCUACAUUGGCUAAUGGUCUUGGUUCUGGAAGAAUUGCUCAGCUUGCUAACCUUAAUCACAAGAAACCCAGGGUGGUUUCUGGUGAUGAUGAUUUACCUAAGAGAGAUGACAUUGGGGAAAGGAGGAGAAAAUUUGAACUUCGAGCAAUUUCUAGUGCUGGUUUGAAUUCUGAGGAUGUUGAUGAAGAAAUGGGUGAUCCUGAAUCUGCUGAUCAGGAGGAUGGGGAAAGUGAAGACUCAGAAAAUGAAUUAUAUGAACAAAUAAAGCAACAGCGAGCUGAAAAAUUGGCUGCUAAAGCUAAGAUUUACUCGAGGAACUCUGAAGUACCCUAUUUGCCGGAGCCAGAUACUUUAGAUGAAAGUGGAAGACGACGGAUUUCUUAUGAGAUGGAGAAGAACAAGGGAUUGACUCGAUAUAGGAAGAAGCUGACAAAGAAUCCAAGAAAGAAGUACAAGGAGAAGCACAAGAAAGCUCUUAAGAGACGCAGUGGGCAGGUUCGCAGUGUCAAGAAGCCCACAGGUCCCUAUGGUGGGGAGUUCUCUGGAAUUAACCCAUUUGUCAGUCGAAGUGUCAGAAUCAAGAGUUGAUAUUUUUGUUGCAUUAACAUUAGUAUUCUAGUAUGUUUUGUUUUAUUUUUGGCCUUCUUUUUUCUUUUUACUGGUCUCACAGUUUUAUUGAGAGCUAGGAAAUGAUAGGAGAGCAAUUUGUAUUCUAUGAAUGUAAGUUAAGUACUUUGGAUGAAUGCUUGAAAUUGAUUCCUUUUAUAGAUGAAGUUACCAACUUGUCUUCA